CCUGCAUAGAAUUCAUUGUGCAUCUUUCUGAGAUAGAAUCAAGAUGAAGCUAACAUUGAUUACUUGUGUCGUGCUGUGUUUUGUGAAGCUAUCUUAUCAACUGCCUUACGGAGCCAGAGGAUCAAGUUCAUCACCAAUCAACAAUCAUCAAAGUCCAAUACAGCCUCAAUAUAUAACUGGAACUGAAAGUCAAUUGGGAAACACUUUCAAUAAUCCAUCACCGAAUAAUGGUAAUAGUUAUAAUAACGGUGGAAGAUUUCCAAAUUCAUGGAAAACUGGCAAUUCUGAAGGAUCAGGAAAUUAUGGUGGAGGAUCAAUAGUCUUUCCAGACAAUAACCACGGAAAAUCAUCAAAUCAAGACCAUACUCAUCAUCGAGGUCAAGAAGUGUUAAAUAAUCCAUCAUCAAAUUUCGUUCCAUAUUCAUCAACAGGCUCACAUGGAGUUGGUCAUGGAUAUUCACCAUCUCAAUCAAGCAACACAUAUAAUUCAGGAAUAAAUAAAGGUUUUGGAGGUAAUUCUGCUUCAACAGGGAGCAGAGAUAUUCCAAAUAAUUUUGGUAGCCAGAGCCCAAAUCAAAGAAACCCACAACAUUCAAUUAGUGGUGCUGGUCUUAAUCAAAAUCACAAUCAAAGGGGACAAAGUCAAGGCUCUCAGAACCAGUAUGAAUCACCAAAUGAUUUAAAUUGGAACAAUCAAAAACUGUUCAGAAAUCAAGGAGGUUUCAAUGGUUUAAACUCGCAAGGAAAUAUCAAUCCAGGACAUAAUUUACGUCCUAGCUCAGGUUAUGAUAGAUCAAACAAUCUCAACUCAAAUGGAUUUCCAACAUUGAACAAUGACGCCUUUGAAAAAUCAGAAAGUUUUUCUAAGGGACACAAUAGCUAUUCACAAACCUCAGCUAAUACUGUUUCUUUAACUCAGACCAGUGUUCCAUCAUAUGGUUAAAAAGAAAUCACAAAAUUGCAUAUUUGUAAUUAUGAAAAUUAAUUUAUAAAAUAUUUUGAAAUUUUAAAAGCAAAAAUAGCAUUAACUUCAUAUUCCUCCUUGUGUCAAAUGAAAUAAAAAUGAAAAUGAAGAAGAAUUCGAAUAUCUACUUAUUAGAUAGCACUGAAAUAUAAUGAAUUGAUAAAAUGAUUUUUACUUCAGAUUGAAUAUGAAAGAAUAAAUUAAAUUACAAAAAUUAGUACAAUAAUAUUUUUAAACAGUGAAAUUAGGCAAGAAACUCAAUUGAAUCAAAGAAAAGUUGAUUUCGUCGAUUCAUCAAAUAGUUUGCAUGCCUACAGAAAUUGUUAGCGAGUUAGUGUUACAAUCAAAAGAAUGUAGGAAAAAAUUAAUUAAAUUUAGUGAAAAUGAAGUUAAUUAUAUUAAACAGAGGAAAUAAGUUUCUAUUUCGCUUUCGAAAAAUAAAAAUAGUUUCAUUUAAUCAAUCAAAA
Messenger RNA from Clunio marinus, 1431 nucleotides. Lineage: Eukaryota; Metazoa; Arthropoda; Insecta; Diptera; Chironomidae. The record is from the annotation of a GenBank genome assembly.